AUGUCCCGCAUUCCCCUCCCGUUGCGUCGCCAUGGGCUCUACGUCGCCCCUACCAAACUCUUUUUGUCUCGAUUCCUCUCGAUCUUGUCGUGUUCGGACGAGCAAGUGAGCCGACAACACCAGGUCACUGCUACUACAGUCGACCUCCUCGCUUCGGUGGGGAACACUCCACUUCUCGAACUCUCUACUCUAUCAAGGCUUACGGGCUGCAAGCUGGUAGCUAAAGCAGAGUAUACGAAUCCAAGCGGCAGCAUCAAGGACCGUGUGGCCAAGUCGCUCAUUCUAGAUGCGGAAGAGCGUGGCGUGCUUGAACCAGGAGGAACUAUUAUUGAGGCAACUGGAGGCAGCACGGGAGUCUCACUUGCACUGUUAGGGGCUUCUCGAGGCUACAAGACUCUGCUCACUAUGCCGGAUAUUACGGCGAGCGAGAAGGUGCAGAUGAUGAAAGCUAUGGGUGCACAAGUACGCGUGCUGCCGACUACGUGUAUAUCAGACAAGAACCACUUUUUCAAUGUUGCGCAAUGUCUUGCAGAGACAACGGCGAACGCGUACUGUCCAAACCAAUUUGACAACACGGCCAACAUGCGGGCACACUACGAGGGCACAGCGCCAGAGAUCUGGACACAGGUUCAAGGAGGGAUCCACGGAUUCGUGACGUCGGCUGGAACAUCGGGAACGAUUGCUGGAAUGUCAAAGUUUUUCAAGGAGCGUAACCCGGACGUAAAAGUGUGGCUCAUUGACCCGGAAGAGACUGCGUCCAUGUCUGCGUUUAUCAAUAAUGAUCGGUCGACAAGUUCGAUUGAAAAUGGGUUCGAAGUUGUGCCAAUGGCCGGUGGAUGGACUAUUGCAGAAGGUGUCGCUGCGCUCUCGCGUGUGACCAACAACCUGCGCGAGUCGAUCGUCGACCGUGGGAUUACCGCUACGAAUAAGGAGAUUGUCGAUAUGAGCUACUUCUUGCUACGAAACGAUGGAAUUUUUGUAGGGCCUAGCAGUGCGCUGAAUGUUUUGGGAGCAGUAAAGAUGGCGCGUGAGCUCGGUCCAGGCCACACGAUUGUAACGAUCCUGGCCGAUGGCGGUGUUCGCUAUGGUAGCAAACUGUACAACGAAGCAUGGCUCAAGGAUCACGACUUGCUUCCUCAAGAUGCUGUUGACAAGAAAAGCUCACCGUCACUGGACUUCGUGAGGGGUGUCAGGUUUCCAACGACAGUCUAG
Molecule: messenger RNA, 1212 nt
Organism: Peronospora matthiolae
Lineage: Eukaryota; Oomycota; Peronosporomycetes; Peronosporales; Peronosporaceae
Source: the annotation of a GenBank genome assembly